This is a messenger RNA of Rotaria sp. Silwood2, 723 nucleotides long. NCBI's taxonomy places the organism in Eukaryota, Metazoa, Rotifera, Eurotatoria, Philodinida, Philodinidae. The record is from the annotation of a GenBank genome assembly.
AUGGAGGCUACUAGUGGCGAUAAUGAAACGAUCAAUCUCACCAUAAUUACCUUUCAAUCAACUUUACCACAUCGAGGUGCACUUGCACUUACUAUUCUACUCAUUCUUAAUCUUUAUUUUGCCGGUAUGUCAUCUAUUACAGUAACAAGCCGAAUCGGCUUUGCAAUGGCUCGUGAUGGUAUAUUUCCAUUUUCGAAUUAUCUUCGUUGGAUAUUCGAACCAACUAAAACACCUCUAGCUAAUGUCGUCUUUGUAUGUAUCAUUGAUUCUCUCCUGCUACUACUUCAAUUGGUGUCGACUACAGCAUUUGUUGCCAUCAUUGCUAUCACUACCCUCGGCUUUCAAAUAUCAUAUUUUAUGCCUAUAUUUUUUCGUUGUACAAUUGCUCGAGAUACAUUUCAGUUGGGUGGUUUCAAUUUAGGACGAUUCAGUAUUCCAAUUGCAAUUAUCUCAUCUAUAUGGCUUUUUAUUACAUCAAUUUUUAUGUGUUUUCCUACUGAAUAUCCAGUAACAAAAGACAAUAUGAACUAUACCAUAGUAAUUAUUAGUGGUAUUGCAUUGAUUGCAGUAAUCUAUUGGCUUGUUUCUGCUCGCCAUCGGUUUGUCGGUCCAAAACGAAUUGAUAUGGACCCGACAUCGCUACCAGUUGAACUUUCCACAAAUGGGAAUGAAAAGACGACAGCAGCACCCGAAACACCCGCUAGUAUGGUUACUCGAUUGUGA